GAGCGUUUUUAGAAGAAUUCCAAGCGUUCACGCAAACAUUUGGUGUGGUGUUUUGAACGCAGCCUCGGAGCUGGAAUCAUUUACCUAAUACCGAGGUCACAUUUCAGAAAAGUUGAACUUUAGGACUCCUCACUGAUCAUAAACUAUCUGCACGCUUGAGUUGAGCAAAAGCUUUAGCCACCAUGGCUGAGCCACCCGUUCUUAUACGACAAGAUGAGGUUGAAGGAUUGUUGGAUUAUAAAGAUUUGAUCCCGCGACUUGAAGUAGCACUGGGGACGUUUUCCAAACGGGACAGCGCAGAAAUGAUCCAGCCCGUCCGUAGUACGGUCCCGUUACAAAAAUACAAUGGAUUCCUGGGGCUGAUGCCUGCAUAUUUGGUGCAUGAAGACAUCCUGUGCACAAAGUUGGUGUGUUUUUACAAGAGGGAGAGUGGGUCAACUCUGCCAUCAACUCAAGCCACAGUGUUGCUGUUUGAUCCUGAGUAUGGGAACGUCAAAGCUGUCAUGGAUGGGGAGGUCAUCACAGCCAAAAGGACAGCAGCAGUGUCUGCUAUUUCUGCCAAACUGUUGAUGCCAGCCCAGUCGGAGGUGUUGACCAUACUGGGAGCUGGCCAUCAGGCCCUCAGCCACUACAACGUCUUCACAGAAACCUUCUCCUUUAAAGAGGUCCGUGUGUGGAGCAGGAGGAAAGAGUCGGCGGAGAGGUUUGCCCAGUCCACCCAGGGUCAUGUUACAGUAUGUGAGUCAGUGGAGGAGGCAGUGAAUGGGGCAGACGUCAUAGUCACUGUGACUAAGGCCAUUGAACCAGUGCUCUUUGGCCAGUGGGUCAAGCCAGGUGCCCAUGUAGCAGCUGUGGGAGCCUGCAGGCCAGACUGGAGGGAGCUGGAUGAUGUGUUGAUGAGGCAGGCUGAGGUGUAUGUGGACAGCAGAGAGGGAGCUGUAGCAGAGUCAGGAGAUAUCAUCCUGUCUGGGGCCAAAGUGUUUGCAGAGCUUGGAGAGGUUCUCAAUGGAACAAGACCUGCCCAUAGAGAGAAGACCACUGUGUUCAAAUCCCUUGGAAUGGGGAUUCAAGAUGCAGUCUCUGCCAAGCUUGUGUUUGAACAGUGGAAGAGCAAAUACUGAAGACCUGAGGAGGAUAAUGGGAUGGCCAUGAAUGUGAUCACUUACAUUCCCACCAGUUCUUUAAAGGAGUAGGUGGAAAGAUAUUGGGAGUUGAAGCACAUUCCUACAUCUGCACAACAGAAUGUAAAAAACAGACAAUA
Messenger RNA from Coregonus clupeaformis (lake whitefish), 1261 nucleotides. RefSeq names its product crystallin, mu (gene crym). NCBI's taxonomy places the organism in Eukaryota, Metazoa, Chordata, Actinopteri, Salmoniformes, Salmonidae. Bases 183 to 1121 code for a protein of 312 amino acids. Gene Ontology annotation, molecular function: thyroid hormone binding. The record is from RefSeq and is a predicted model, not a curated record. Gene Ontology annotation, biological process: thyroid hormone metabolic process. The transcript is spliced from 8 exons. Gene Ontology annotation, cellular component: cytoplasm.